AUGAACGAAGACACUCACACCGCUAUCGCCCAACGACUUCAAGGACAUUUCAAGUUCAAGAAGAAUUCGAUCGUACAGGCUACUCAGUUCCGACCGACGGCCCUUCAGGGAUUACCUCAUAAAGCUCCCACUCGGGAGGACAUCAAAUCUAGAAUUCAUCACCGCCCUACAAGACAACGUGCGCCCUGCCAAAACCAAUAUAUCGACCGGGAAAACCAAGAGACUGGUAACGUCAUCGACGCUGAACAACGACAGGCGGUAAUUAUCGGUUUAGUGGUGGAAAUCAUACAGGAUUUCAAUAUAACCUUGGAACUCAAGAAGAUACGAGUAUAG
Messenger RNA from Sphaeroforma arctica JP610, 333 nucleotides. RefSeq lists its product as hypothetical. The transcript has 2 exons. The record is from RefSeq and is a predicted model, not a curated record. NCBI's taxonomy places the organism in Eukaryota, Ichthyosporea, Ichthyophonida. The coding region runs from base 1 to 333 and encodes 110 amino acids.